AUGACAUUUCUAUAUCAGCCACCUUCCACCUUUGCCUGCCUUCUUCUCUACUCCUUCCUCUUCAUCCUCUCCACAUAUCUCACAUACCUUCUCUUCUCCAUCUCUCUCUCUCUCUUUUUGAUACCUACUCUUUUGAAUUCUCAAACAUGUCCAAAAGCCCACACCACCUCAUGGAUCAAACUCCUCAUCUUCAUUUCCCAACUAGUACUACUCUUUGAAUCUCCAAGACUUGUUCUCUCAGAUGACACACCUCCAGACUGCCCUUAUCCAUGCCUACCACCUCCUUCAUCUUUCUCUGCAGGGUACCCUCCUCCUCCUCCAAGUCAAGGCAUACCAUCCUUUGGCUACUAUCCUCCACCAUCCGGCUAUGUCCCUUACUUGUCUCCACCCUUUGUCAACUUACAAGCUCCUCCUCCUCCCAACCCCAUCCUCCCUUGGUUCCCUUUUUAUUACAGGUCACCACCUUCUCCCAACUCUUCUCCUUCUCUCCUUUCUCAUCAUGCUUCUACCUUCAUGAUCUUGCUUAUAGUUUUUCCAUGCUGCUUCUUGUUACUUGUCUAG
Molecule: messenger RNA, 561 nt
Organism: Dioscorea cayenensis subsp. rotundata (Guinea yam)
Lineage: Eukaryota; Viridiplantae; Streptophyta; Magnoliopsida; Dioscoreales; Dioscoreaceae
Product: pectinesterase inhibitor 10-like
Exons: 1
Coding region: 1-561 (186 amino acids)
Source: RefSeq, a predicted model, not a curated record